AUGAGCUCCGAAGGUAGAGGCCGUCUCGCUGGCAAGAACGCCGUCAUCACUGGUGCUGCUGNNGGUAAGUGCUCUCUUGGCAUUGGUCUCGAGACCUCCAUCCUCUUUGCCCGCGAGGGUGCAUCGGUCCUGAUGUGCGAUAUCUCGGCACCUGCUCUCGAGAAGGCUCUUGCCAAGGUCAAGGAGAUUGUCCCCAACGCUGCUGGUAAANUUGAGACUACCAUCUGCGAUGUCAGCAAGGAGGCCGAUGUUGCCGCGACCGUUGAGAAGGUAGACCCUUGGGGUGGUCUUGAUGUCAUGUUCAACAACGCUGGCAUCAUGCACGCCGACGACGCAGGUGAGUGUCGAAUCAAGGUUCUUAUCAGAUCGCAUCAGGCUUACAAGAUUGCAGAUGCUAUCGACACACCAGAGAAGAUCUGGGACUUGACUCACAACAUCAACGUCAAGGGUGUCUGGUUUGGCUCAAAGCACGCAGUGCAAGCACUGCGCAAGCACAACAAGACCAAGGGCUCCAUCAUCAACACUGCUUCCGUGGUCGCUCUGGUCGGAGCAGCAACACCUCAGCUCGCAUACACAGCCAGCAAAGGUGCUGUUCUCGCAAUGACUCGUGAACUUGCCAUUGUGCACGCACGCGAGGGCUUCAGAUUCAACGCUCUGUGCCCUGCUCCUCUUAACACUCCUCUUCUUCAGGACUGGUUGGGUGACGACAAGGCCAAGCGUCAGCGCCGCGAGAUUCACUUCCCUACUGGACGUUUUGGUGAGGCUAUCGAGCAGGCACAUGCUGUUGUCUUUUUGGCCAGUGAUGAGAGCAGCUUUGUCAACGGAACCGACUUUGUCGUUGACGGUGGCAUGACCAAGGUAUGUUGCAAUCGAUGUCCAGAGAAUGUGUUGGUGCAAUGGCUAAUUUUCGACAGGNCAUAUGUCACUCCUGAAGGACCUCCGGCUCCUGCUCCUACCAACCUCGCAAAGUAG
Messenger RNA from Aureobasidium uvarum, 972 nucleotides. Lineage: Eukaryota; Fungi; Ascomycota; Dothideomycetes; Dothideales; Saccotheciaceae. The record is from the annotation of a GenBank genome assembly.